Messenger RNA from Puma concolor (puma), 1599 nucleotides. It is a transcript of the gene FMO1, whose product is annotated as flavin containing dimethylaniline monoxygenase 1. Gene Ontology annotation, molecular function: N,N-dimethylaniline monooxygenase activity; NADP binding; flavin adenine dinucleotide binding. Lineage: Eukaryota; Metazoa; Chordata; Mammalia; Carnivora; Felidae. The record is from RefSeq and is a predicted model, not a curated record.
AUGGCCAAGCGAGUUGCCAUUGUGGGAGCCGGGGUCAGUGGCCUGGCCUCCAUCAAGUGCUGCCUGGAGGAAGGCCUGGAGCCCACAUGCUUUGAGAGGAGUGACGACCUCGGGGGGCUGUGGAGGUUCACCGAACAUGUUGAAGAAGGAAGAGCCAGCCUCUACAGGUCUGUGGUUUCCAACAGCUGCAAGGAGAUGUCUUGUUACUCAGACUUUCCUUUCCCAGAAGAUUAUCCAAACUAUGUGCCAAAUUCUCAAUUCCUGGAAUAUCUCAAAAUGUAUGCAAGCCGGUUCAACCUUCUGAAACACAUUCAGUUCAAGACUAAAGUCUGCAGUGUAACAAAAUGCCCAGAUUUUACUGUCACUGGCCAAUGGGAGGUGGUCACUCAGCAUGAAGGAAAGCAAGAGUCUGCCAUCUUUGAUGCCGUCAUGGUCUGCACUGGUUUUCUUACUGACCCAUAUUUGCCACUGGACUCUUUCCCAGGUAUAAAUACCUUUAAAGGCCAGUACUUUCAUAGCCGACAGUAUAAAUACCCAAAUAUAUUUAAGGACAAGAGAGUCCUUGUGGUUGGAAUGGGGAAUUCGGGCACAGACAUUGCUGUGGAGGCCAGCCACCUGGCAGAAAAGGUGUUCCUCAGCACCACCGGCGGGGCGUGGGUGAUCAGUCGAGUCUUCGACUCAGGGUACCCAUGGGACAUGGUGUUCACGACUCGGUUUCAGAACAUGUUCAGAAAUUCUCUCCCAACUCCAAUUGUGAACUGGCUGCUGGCAAGAAAGAUGAACAGCUGGUUCCAUCAUGCAAAUUACGGCUUGGUACCGGAAGACAGGACACAGCUGAGAGAGCCUGUACUAAAUGAUGAACUCCCAGGCCGUAUCAUCACUGGGAAAGUGCUCAUCAAGCCAAGCAUAAAAGAGGUGAAGGAAAACUCUGUCAUAUUUAACAACACCCCAAAGGAAGAGCCCAUUGAUAUCAUUGUCUUUGCCACUGGAUACACCUUUGCUUUCCCCUUCCUUGAUGAGUCCGUAGUGAAAGUCGAAAAUGGCCAGGCAUCACUGUACAAGUACAUCUUCCCUGCACAUCUGCCAAAGCCAACUCUGGCUGUUAUUGGCCUCAUCAAACCUUUGGGCUCCAUCAUACCCACUGGAGAGACCCAAGCACGAUGGGUUGUUCGAGUCCUAAAAGGUAUAAAUAAGUUACCACCGCAAAGUGUUAUGAUUGAGGAAGUUAAUGCAAGAAAAGAAAACAAACCCAGUGGGUUUGGCUUGUGUUACUGCAAAGCUUUACAAGCAGAUUAUAUCACAUACAUAGAUGAACUCCUGACCUACAUCAAUGCAAAACCCAACCUAUUUUCUAUGCUCCUGAUGGACCCACGCCUGGGCUUGACCAUCUUCUUCGGCCCAUUCACACCGUACCAGUUCCGCUUGACCGGCCCGGGGAAAUGGGAAGGAGCCAGAAAUGCCAUCUUGACCCAGUGGGAUCGAACAUUCAAAGUCACCAAAACUCGAAGUGUACAAGAAUCCCCAUCUCCCUUCGCAAGCUUACUUAAACUCUUAAGCCUUCUGGCUUUGCUUAUGGCCAUUUUCCUAAUUUUCCUGUAA